GUUGAAUCUCAGUCCAGAGGCUAGGAACCUCGCGGAGUCAAUCUUCGAGUUGUUCGCAGUACUUGCAGAAGCGGUCAUCUUUGUUUUCCUCGGGCUGGCCCCUUUCUCUUUCGACAAGUCUCUGUCACGCACAUCUAUUCCGACGUACUUGAUAGCAGCUCUGGCUACCUUCGGCGCUCGAAUACUAUCGGUGAACACAACGGUUUCGAUGGCAAACCUCUGCCGCACUCGGAGUAAACUGCCGGCCUCAUAUACGUCUGUUUUGUCGUUCUGUGGUCUGCGAGGGGCGAUGGCACUGGCCUUGGCAAUUCGAGCGAGGCGUGAUUUCCCCUUGCAUGGUCAUGAAAUCCUCUCGGUAUCGUUAGUAAUAGCACUGUUUACAGUGAUGGUGUUGGGCUGUUCGGCGAGCUAUGUUCUAGAUUGGCUGCUGGGGUCCGAGAUGGCGGCUUGUGAGAUAGCGUCGGAAAACAGCAGUAUGACCACAGGAUACUGUGGAGGCAUGAAGAGGCUGGUCAUGGCGUUGAAUCGCGGU
Perkinsus marinus ATCC 50983 is the source of this 532-nucleotide messenger RNA. RefSeq names its product sodium/hydrogen exchanger 7, putative. The record is from RefSeq and is a predicted model, not a curated record. Gene Ontology annotation, biological process: proton transmembrane transport. NCBI's taxonomy places the organism in Eukaryota, Perkinsozoa, Perkinsida, Perkinsidae. Gene Ontology annotation, cellular component: membrane; endosome. The transcript has a single exon. The annotation marks the transcript as partial. Gene Ontology annotation, molecular function: sodium:proton antiporter activity.